Erinaceus europaeus (western European hedgehog) is the source of this 3107-nucleotide messenger RNA. RefSeq names its product phosphate regulating endopeptidase X-linked (gene PHEX). Gene Ontology annotation, molecular function: metalloendopeptidase activity. NCBI's taxonomy places the organism in Eukaryota, Metazoa, Chordata, Mammalia, Eulipotyphla, Erinaceidae. Gene Ontology annotation, cellular component: plasma membrane. Bases 1 to 2250 code for a protein of 749 amino acids. The record is from RefSeq and is a predicted model, not a curated record. Gene Ontology annotation, biological process: protein processing. The transcript is spliced from 22 exons.
AUGGAGGCAGAAACGGGGAGCAGCAUGGAGACUGGGAAGAGGACAAACAGAGGCACUCGGAUCAUGCUGGGUGUGUUUGUGGGUGUCACUCUGGUACUGGGCACGAUGCUCUUUCUAGUGAGCCAAGGUUUCUUGAGCCUCCAUGCAAAGCAGGAGUACUGCCUGAAGCCAGAGUGUGUGGAAGCCGCGGCUACCAUCUUGAGUAAAGUAAAUCUGUCUGUGAACCCUUGUGAUAAUUUCUUCCGUUUUGCUUGUGAUGGCUGGAUAAACAGUAAUCCGAUACCUGAAGAUAUGCCAAGUUAUGGAGUUUAUCCUUGGUUGAGACAUAAUGUCGACCUCAAGUUGAAGGCACUGUUGGAGAAAUCAGUCAGCCGGAGGAGGGACACUGAAGCUGUACAGAAAGCCAAGAUCCUUUAUUCAUCUUGCAUGAAUGAGAAAGUGAUAGAAAAGGCUGAUGCAAAGCCGUUGCUCCACAUCCUGCGGCAUUCACCUUUCCGCUGGCCAGUGCUCGAAUCUAACAUCGGUCCCGAGGGGGUUUGGUCAGAGAGGAAGUUCAGCCUUCUGCAGACGAUGGCAACAUUUCGUGGACAGUACAGCAAUUCUGUGUUCAUCCGUUUGUAUGUGUCUCCUGAUGACAAGGUGUCCAAUGAACAUAUCUUGAAGCUGGACCAAGCAACACUCUCUCUAGCUGUGAGGGAAGACUACCUUGACAACAGCACAGAAGCCAAAUCUUAUCGGCAUGCCCUUUACAAGUUCAUGGUGGACACGGCUGUGCUUUUAGGAGCUAACGUCUCCCGAGCAGAGCAUGACAUGAAGUCAGUGCUUCGGUUAGAAAUGAAGAUAGCAGAGAUAAUGAUUCCACAUGAAAAUCGAACCACUGAGGCCAUGUACAACAAAAUGAACAUUUCCCAGCUGAGUGUGAUGAUCCCCCAGUUUGACUGGCUGGGCUACAUCAAGAAGGUCAUCGAUGUCAGACUCUACCCUGAACUGAAGGACAUCGGCCCCUCAGAGAACGUGGUGGUCCGCGUCCCACAGUACUUUAAGGAUUUGUUUAGAAUCUUGGGCACUGAGAGAAAGAAGACCAUUGCCAACUAUUUGGUGUGGAGGAUGGUUUAUUCCAGAAUUCUCAACCUUAGCAGGCGCUUUCAAUAUAGGUGGCUAGAAUUCUCACGGGUCAUCCAGGGGACCACAACUUUGCUGCCUCAGUGGGACAAGUGUGUCAACUUUAUCGAAAGUAGUCUCCCGUAUGUUGUUGGGAAGAUGUUUGUGGAUGUGCACUUCCAGGAAGAUAAGAAGGAGAUGAUGGAGGAACUGAUUGAAGGCAUUCGCUGGGCCUUCAUUGACAUGCUGGAGACAGAAAAUGAGUGGAUGGAUGCAGGGACAAAAAGGAAAGCCAAAGAAAAGGCAAGAGCUGUUUUGGCAAAAGUUGGCUAUCCUGAGUUUAUAAUGAAUGAUACUCAUGUUAAUGAAGACCUUAAAGCAGUCAAGUUUUCAGAGUCUGAUUACUUUGGCAACGUCCUGCAAACCCGCAAAUAUUUAGCACAGUCUGAUUUUUUCUGGCUGAGGAAAGCAGUUCCUAAAACAGAGUGGUUUACAAAUCCAACGACUGUCAACGCCUUCUACAGUGCCUCCACCAACCAGAUCCGAUUCCCAGCAGGAGAGCUCCAGAAGCCUUUCUUUUGGGGAACAGAAUAUCCUCGAUCUCUGAGUUAUGGCGCUAUAGGAGUAAUUGUGGGGCACGAAUUUACUCAUGGAUUUGACAAUAAUGGUAGAAAAUAUGAUAAAAAUGGAAAUCUGGAUCCUUGGUGGUCAUUUGACUCAGAAGAAAAGUUUAAAGAAAAGACAAAGUGCAUGGUUAAUCAGUACAGCAGCUACUAUUGGAGGCAAGCUGGCUUAAAUGUGAAGGGGAAGAGGACUCUGGGAGAAAAUAUCGCCGAUAAUGGAGGUCUGCGGGAAGCUUUUAGGGCAUAUAGGAAAUGGAUAAAUGACAAGAGACAGGGGAUCGAGGAGCCCCUUCUACCCGGCAUCCCGUUCACCAACAACCAGCUCUUCUUUCUGAGUUACGCACAUGUGAGAUGCAAUUCCUACAGGUCAGAAGCUGCCCGAGAACAAGUCCAGAUUGGCACUCACAGCCCCCCACAGUUCAGAGUCAAUGGCGCAGUUAGCAACUUCGAAGAAUUCGGGAAAGCUUUCAACUGCCCGUCCAACUCCUCAAUGAACAGAGGCAUGAACUCCUGCCGGCUCUGGUAGCUAGUCACCGGGUCACGCCACCGUAGGAGAAGCAGAGCAGAGCAGCAGGGCCAGUGGAAUACUUCCCCAUCGACUGUUUUUACUUCGCGUUACCCUCCCUGAGGACUUUGACUUUUCAUGCAUCUUCAUCAUUUGGGUAUUGCUUGCAUCUAAACACUACAUAGUCAAGGCUGUAGGGCUUAAAACAUGGAAUAUGAGAAGCAAAUCAUGGUACCCUUUAGAAAACCCAAGCAACAAAAAGAAACCCCUAGGGGACUUCCUAGCAUGCUAUCUGCUGAACUCUUGCUGGUGUCCAUUUAGGUGUAAGCCCCAGCUAAGACGAACAUGCACUUUGAAUCUAUAGCUUUGCAGGGGGCCUAAGUUGAAUGUGCCCAGAUUUUUUCUUCUUUUUGUAUUUUAUAAGCUUGUGACUCUCAAUGAUGAGGACUUGUGGAUAGCCGUGAAUUCUGAGUGCUCUGUGGAGUGCAGGGCUAGAUUUGAUGCCUCAUGACACUGCAUUUAUUAACUCCAAGGUAGUUAAGUGAGGAAUAGCUCCAAUCUUCAUGCUUCAUAUUGGGAUGACUUUCUUAGUUUCAGUUUUGGAGUCUUUGAGGAUAAUAAAAAGCAUGCCUCCUAGUUUAUAUAUGGUUUGGCCCAUCACCUUAUCUAAGUCAUCAGGAACAAAAGCUGGCAGAAAGAUGACUUGGUAAAGAAUUUGAGUUUAUUGAACAGAAAAGAAUCUCUCUCUCUCUCUCUCUCUCUCUCUCUCUCUCUCUCUCCAGGGUUAUUGCUGGGGCUUGGUGCCUGCAGUGUGAAUCCCCUGCUCCUGGAGGUCAUUUUUCCCCAUUUUUUUUAUUGGGUAGAACAGAGAGAAAUUG